AUGCGCUUCACACCUUCCGUCGUCGCCUCAGCGGCUCUACUGUCCACCGCCAACGCAGCCAUCAAGGGUUUCAACUACGGUGCCCAGUUCAACAACGAUGCUGCGAAGACUCUGGCCGACUUCGAGUAUGAGUUCAACGCCGCAAAGAACUUGCCCGGUACCGACAGCUGGACAAGCGCUCGUCUCUACACCAUGAUCCAGCACGGAACCCAGAACACUGUCAUUGAGGCCAUCCAGGCCGCUAUCAACACCAAGACCACCCUCCUCCUCGGACUGUGGGCCUCCGCUGGCCAGGAGUCUUUCAACAAUGAGAUUACCGCGCUCAAGGCGGCCAUUGCCCAGUACGGCACCGCUUUCACUGAUUUGGUUGUGGGUAUCUCCGUUGGUUCUGAGGAUCUCUAUCGCAUCUCUGCCGAUGGUGCUGGAGGCAAUCCCGGUACUCAGCCCGACGUUCUCGUCGACUACAUCAAGCAGACUCGCGAUGCUAUCGCCGGCACCAGCCUCUCUGGCGCCAAGCUCGGUCACGUCGACACAUGGCAGGUCUAUGUCAAUGCCAGCAACAACGCUGUUAUUGAUAACCUUGACUGGAUUGGCAUGGAUGCCUAUCCGUACUUUCAGAGCUCCUUCGCCAACGGUAUUGGUGCUGGCGGUGACCUUUUCUUCGACGCCUACAACCAGACUGUUGCUGCCACCAAGGGCAAGCCCGUCUGGGUCACUGAGACUGGAUGGCCCGUUAGUGGCGAGACCGUCAACCAGGCUGUUCCCAGCGCUGACAACGCCCGUAUCUACUGGGAGGACGUCACUUGCAAGCUUGUGAACGACAACGUCAACCUCUACUACUACAUCCUCCAGGACGUUCAGUGGGGCAACCCCAGCCCUUCCUUCGGCAUCAAGCCCGGAGGUGAUCUCGCCCAGGUCUCUCCCCUGUUCGACCUGUCGUGCCCUGCCGCGGCCAAGAACGCCGACCCAUCCAAAGUCAUUGGUAAUGGCUACGUCGCACAGCUAUCACCAACCAUGUCGACUGUUUUCGUCUUUGAUGUUCGUCCCGAAGAUCAAGGCAAGACUUGCAACCUAGCUUUCCACAUGCCACCAGCCUCACCCUGGCCCGAUAUGUCACCUGUCAAGAUUCGGUCGCCAGGUGGUAUUAUCGUAUCCAGUGUGGGUCAGCAAGCUGCUUCGGCGGAGAUCAGUGCGAACGAUGUCGGCAGCUCGAACUUUGUUGGGUGGGUACCAUCUAUUCAGCCUGCCAACCAGUACAACAUUGCAAGCGUUCCUUGCGCAGCGGGCCAGAGGGUUGCGUAUCAAAUCGAGUCUACUGGAGGUCUUACCAUGGACUUCUUCCAGAUGACUGUGCCCCCGCUAGGCCUGUUCAUGUCGGUAUCUUGA
Messenger RNA from Macroventuria anomochaeta, 1386 nucleotides. Its product is annotated as glycoside hydrolase family 17 protein. Gene Ontology annotation, biological process: carbohydrate metabolic process; cell wall organization. The record is from RefSeq and is a predicted model, not a curated record. NCBI's taxonomy places the organism in Eukaryota, Fungi, Ascomycota, Dothideomycetes, Pleosporales, Didymellaceae. The transcript has 2 exons. The coding region runs from base 1 to 1386 and encodes 461 amino acids. Gene Ontology annotation, molecular function: 1,3-beta-glucanosyltransferase activity; glucan endo-1,3-beta-D-glucosidase activity. Gene Ontology annotation, cellular component: fungal-type cell wall; cell surface; extracellular region.